AUGAAUCUCCACACGCUGUUUCAGGAUUUCAAUCCAAGUAAAUUUUUGGUACACUGCUGUUUGAUGAUAUUCACAAUCUUAUUUGCACUUCGUUUGGAUGGUUUCAUAGAAUGGAGUUAUUGGACUGUAUUUACUCCAAUAUGGUUCUGGAAAAGCAUGGUAAUUUUGGGUGCUACUGUUGGAAGUUAUGUUUGGUGGAAGCAUCCACAUGCAAGAUUGGAAGGAGAUGCUUAUAUACAUUAUAAAGCAAUGUUGAUUACAUUGGCAUUACAUUUGAUUCUAUUAAUGUUUGAAUUGUUAGUAUGUGAUAAAUUAGAAUCUGAAAGACACCUUUGGAUGCUUGUAUUUAUACCACUUAUCUUCAUCUCUGCUGUAUCAAUAGUUGUUUGUAUAUGGGCUGCAAAGCACGAUCGAUUAUUUGAUUUUGAAUUAUUUUGUGCAGUAAAUAUUCUGCAAUUUAUUUUCUUAGCAUUAAAACUGGAUGGUAUAAUUACAUGGAGCUGGGAAGUAGUGUUUGCUCCCCUUUGGGCACUGUUAUCAUUAUCUUUAGUUGCAGUACUAUAUGCAAUAGUGUUUGCUGCUGUUUUAUUAAGAACUCCACAGAUUAAUGCCAGACAAAGGCGGACAUCUUUGUACUCAGCAUUGGCAUAUACAUCUCUUGUGGUUCCAGUCCUAGUGUUCCAAGUACUAUUAGCAAAUAAAUUAGAUGGAGAUAUUUCACUGAAUUAUACAACAGUAGUAAUGCCACUUUUAAUAUCUCAUGUAACACUUAUUUUUAUGUCAUUUGAGGCAAAAGGAGGAAACAUAUGGUGGUUUGGUGUUAGGAAAGAUUUUUGUCAUUUUUUAUUGGGAUUAUGUCCAUUGCUCCAAGAAUAUGGUAAUAUUUCUUAUCAACCACGAAGUGAGCAGGACCAACCACCAUCAGACCAACCAAUGGUGUCGGAAAAGAAUGAAAAAUACGUUAAAAAAGUCGACCUAAUGAAACCCGUCGUACCUAUAAUUUCUAUCGAUAUGCCGGAUUGAUUAUAUUGUUUAGGGUCUAUUCGGAUAUAUGAAAUAUUUUUAUCCAUAUGAUUGGUUCAUACCAGAUGCGAUAUCUUACCAAGUGAUGGAUAGGUGCGUAAAUAAUAACAGAAUUAUAAAAAAAAAGUGGGAGAUUGUUAUUUUCGGUACGAUAUGAAAGUCUUGUUAUUGUUAAACAUACUGUGCGCUAAGGCAAUCAUAAUUAUAUUACCCAUUUUAUUCGUGGGGUUUAAGCCUUACAUGAUCAUUGUAAAGAUUUGGUAGAAAAGAUCUUGAAAGAUUUUUUAAUACGAUCUACUUGAAGAUAGAGUUCAAUAUUGGAUGCAUCUACAUGAAAUGCCCCUAGAGCAAAUUUAGCAGUCGCAGUGCUCAAAAUCAUUGUCUCUUAAAGCUGCAUCAAUUUUAUGUCUAUCCAAACACUUAAAUUAUGCGUAGAAUAAGCAACCAACCCGUCCAUUUGUUUGAUUGCUCCUUUAUAAUGAUAUAGGAUAAUUGCCGACCUAUUUUAUUAAGCCUGUUAUUCGUAAACUUUACGUAACGGUAGCAUUAUUAUUACUUUGCCAAAAGUAGUAGGUAUAAAAUAAUGGUGAAUAUGCCUAAGCUGGUGCUAAAAAAAAUUAAAAAUAUCUUAGAUAUGUUUUAUAUGCAACUGUGAACUGUGUUUAAAAUUGAAACUAAACCUCAGUGUAUCGUGAUCUGUACAGGGCUAAGCUUAAUUUGUAAUAUAUUAUAUUUUAAAUAGAUUUUCCUGCAGAGUGUCGUAAAUGUACAUUUGAAGCUUGUUACCAAGGAAAAUCUUUCAUGUAAAUAAUACUCCAAGUUUUAGGAUUUGUUAGCACUGUACAGGUCAUGUCCAGGAAGUUUAUUAUGUAUAUAGCUAAGUUUUGAUUAAUGCGUAACUGUCUGACUUUUCGUUAACAUAACGUUUGUCAACAUUGAAUUAUUUGUAAAAAAAAUUUGUAUGUAUACAUACGUAUAUAUAAAGAUAACAUAAAUAGUAAAAAGUAAAAACGAGUAAAGCUGUGAACGAUAUGAUUAAUUACGGUUUUACAUUUUCUUUUAAAGAUUACCGUUUUUAUCUUACAUUAUUUAAUAUUCAAAAUUUGUAUUGUGAAUAAGACAUGGCUGUAUUAUUCGUCUAGUAAAUUUCAAGAGAUUGUCACAAUUAAUGAACAAAAAUUGUUGACUACACGAAAAAAUAAUAAAAUUAAUUACAUUUUAUUUUUA
This is a messenger RNA of Bombus impatiens (common eastern bumble bee), 2250 nucleotides long. RefSeq names its product transmembrane protein 185A. The coding region runs from base 1 to 1023 and encodes 340 amino acids. The record is from RefSeq and is a predicted model, not a curated record. Lineage: Eukaryota; Metazoa; Arthropoda; Insecta; Hymenoptera; Apidae. The transcript has 6 exons.